AUGAAGCACACAAGCAUCUCGACGAUAUACGCGACGGCGGAGCUGGCGGAAAAGUCGUCCAACUACUGCGAGGCGCACUCGCUGGCGCUGCCGCGGCACAUCACCGACUACCACGCGAGCGUGUGGGCGCGGCGCGACGACUCGCUGAUGAUGAGCAGCAACCAACAGUCGCAGCUGCACAUCUUCCUGGCCAGGGCGUUUGGGGUCAAGCGAGUCAUCGAUGUCGGCGUCUUUGUCGGCUACUCGGCCAUGGUGUGGUCCCACGCCGUCGGGCCCGAUGGCCUCGUCACGGGCCUGGAGAUUUCGCCCGAGUUUGCGCGCGAGGCGGGCGAGGCGUUUGCGGCCAACGGCAUCAACAACAUUGAGACGAUCGUGGGCGACGCCUCGGAGACCCUCCCGAAGCUCGCCUCGGACACGCCCUACGACGCCGUGUUCCUCGACGCCGACAAGCCCGGGUACGGGGGCUACAUGGAGCAGCUGCUGGACGGGUCGCAGCCGGGGGCGGCGCGGCGGCUGCUACGGCCCGGGCGCCCAUCGUGGCGGACAACGUGCUGCGGUGGGGCCACAUCCCGGCGCCGGGGCUGA
Molecule: messenger RNA, 585 nt
Organism: Hirsutella rhossiliensis
Lineage: Eukaryota; Fungi; Ascomycota; Sordariomycetes; Hypocreales; Ophiocordycipitaceae
Product: o-methyltransferase domain-containing protein
Exons: 3
Coding region: 1-585 (194 amino acids)
Molecular function (GO): O-methyltransferase activity; S-adenosylmethionine-dependent methyltransferase activity
Source: RefSeq, a predicted model, not a curated record